AUGGGCAAUUGCAAUGCCAGCGUCGUGAAUGCCGAGAGCGCCGAGAUCGCGGUCGAAUCCUUGCAUCCGAACGCAAAGUCCCUCCCCUUGCGAACCAACAUGAAGUUCGGAUGGCGGCCGGACAUGCCGGACCAUCGUGACCAUCGAGUAACCUUCGACAAGGUGGACGCUCCCAGCCACAUCAAGAAGCGAUCUGAGGGAGAGAAGGAGAUCAUUGACCUUCGCCCUCAGAACGGUGGCUUCCCCAUCUUCGACCAGGGACACUUGGGCAGCUGCACAGCCAACGCUUUGGCGGCCGCCUUCCACUUCACCCUGCACAAGAUGACGGUGGAGAACCACAAGGACUUUGCGGACUUCACACCGAGCCGCCUGUUCAUCUACUACAACGA
Symbiodinium pilosum is the source of this 389-nucleotide messenger RNA. Lineage: Eukaryota; Dinophyceae; Suessiales; Symbiodiniaceae. The record is from the annotation of a GenBank genome assembly.